ACGUCAAAUUCUAUUGGUUUAGACCCUGCAGUGGAGGUAUUAGUGGAAUGUACGAAUUUUCAGGAUCGUAACAUUUGUUUUAAAUGGCUAGUAGUUAAGCUCAGAAAGGUGUAGGUUAGAAGAUACAAGCACACAAUCAGUCAAAUUCGAUAACUUAUCGGAAAUCUACUCUGUAAAGCCUGUAUAAGGUUAACAGGACCACCAACAAGACACAAACUUAAGGACCCAUCUGACGAAGAGACGAUGCCUCAAGUGAAAGAAUUUUUAUUAACUUUUUUCAUGCCAGAGAAAUGUUAUGACCAAUUUUUCCUUCAUUUCAACGUUAUACACGUACCCUGUCUGAAGAUUGUCAUGAGUAAGACUAUGGGAAUACUGAUAUUAAUGGCAACUGUUUUUGCCCCACUGGCUCAGAUUGGGAAAAUUGUUUGGUGUGGGAGUUCGGAUGGAUUGUGUCUGGAGUCUGUCUUCCUGGAACUGCUGGCCAUCUCUUCUUUUGGAGGCUUCUGCUACAAACAGAACUUUCCCAUUGGAGCCUGGGGGGAAAGUAUGUUUGGACUGAUCCAGAUUGCUAUCCUGGCUUUUCUCAUCCAGUACUACAGAGGAAAAACUAUAAAAGGAAUAUGUCUUCUUGCUCUAUACUGUGUCUUCAUGUUCCUCCUUGCUUCACCUUUGACCCCUGUGUCAGUGGUUCGGACCCUUCAUGAUUGGAAUGUGCUGUUUGUUAUUGCUGGCAGGUUUAUCCAGGCAAGCAAUAACUACAGAUGUGGUCACACAGGACAGCUCUCAGGUCUCUCGGUUCUCCUGCUGUUUCUCGGCUCUUUGGGACGUAUCUUUAGUUCGCUACAGGAGACCGGUCUUUCUCUCCCAGCUCAGUUGCAUGGAGUGGCCUGUUGUGGCAGUGGGGUGAUCCUAAUACAGAUUCUGUUAUACUGGAAUAAAUGCAAGACACACACAGAGAAAGAGAAACAGAAAGCUCAGUAGAGGAGGAGCUGUGUUGACGGUGUGGUAUGGUUUGUUUGUUGGGUCUGCUUGUGUAGUCUUGGCUUGGUCUGCUUAGUGGGAGGUCUCCUCUGCUCGCUCUGUGCAUUUCCGGAGCAAUGAAAACUCACUGAAACAUGAGUCAUAAAGCGUUGUGUGAAUGCGUGUGGUUCUCCUUAUCUACCUGUCCGACAGAUCUCAAUCUACCAUCAUAAUGAUCUAAUCUGCUUGUCUGUGUGGAAACACCACGCCAUGCAUGUGUUUGUGUGGCCUACCCAUGAGGGUCUGAAAGUUUUGCAUGUGUUUGUGUGCGCACUGCUCGUGAUGACUUGAAAGAUUAAAGUGACUUACAUAUUCCUUAUUUAUAACUUUAACUUGCAUUCUUUUUAAGUGAAUUUUACACGAGUUUUAGGUUAUAAUCUCUGCACUUUGAUCUGUGCUGUUUGGGUGUGUUUGAUAAGCAGCCCAUUGAUGCGGUUCGUCCAUAUAUCUGAAGAAUGUGGUCUUGAUGUUUAGUGUGCAUUUCUAUCUGUGUGGGCUUUUCGAUACAGAUCUUUACCGUGUUUUGACGUUUUAAGCAAACACAUGCAAUAUUGAAUCGGAUUAAGCAAACCUCAUUUACACGAAAUUCAGUUGGAGUAAAGUGGAAGGAGACUCAUUUAGAUAUAUAGAAAGUCUUGCUUCAUGUCUGUUUGUCUUGCUCUUAAAGACUAAAAAAGAACAGCUGCAGUAAAUCAAUACUCAAAUCUGGUGUUGUAAUCCCUCUGUAGUUCAGUGUGCCACAUCAAAACUAACACUCUCUUUCUCCUAAACCUCCCCUGUGUGCAAACAAAGAUAUUAGCAAAUAAUGCAUUGACCAAAAAUAGUACCGUGGUUGAAAUAUGAAAUGACGUACUGUUUGCUUGCUUAAGCAAUAUGUGUGCGAUAGCAAGUAGAAAAGAAAAAGAAGGUGUGGAAAGGCCACCUGUCACCCAUCAUAGCUGCUUCAGUUUUUGAUUUUUUUACUUGGCCUGGCCAGGAUGAAUUCAUAGAAGCCAAAAUUCUUGGGAGUACACUGUAAACAUUUCUUGUUGCACUUAUAUUUUUUAGUUUAGUCAACUUGAAUUUACAAAUAAUUUCUAUUUUUUCUCUAAAAAACAGAACAACUAAAAGUGUUCCACUGGCUUGUAAUCAUAGAGGAACCAUUUAUAGUGAUAAACAACACCAAUGUAGAACCUGUGGUAAACCAUAUUAUGCUAUGUUGAACCGUAAGUGGUGCUAUAGUCAUGCUUAAGCAACACUUAUGGUUCUACAGAGGGGCUACAGGUGCUCUCUAGUGCUAAAAUGGUUCCCCUAUGAUACCAUAGUACCAUAAAUUUUUAGAGUGUAGUGAGGAUAUAAAUUAUAAAAAUAACUUUAUUUUUAUAAUUUAUAGCAACUCCUCAAUAGUCAAGAAAGUUCAACUUAAAAUUUAAGUGCAACAAGGAUUUUAUUUGAAAACAGCUAACCAAUAUUCAGAAAAUGCUAUUAUCAGUAGCAUUAAUUAAAAACUCUCAGGUAAAAGUUUUAAGUAAAGUAGCUUUUACAUAACACUUCCAUGAAAAUUUACUCGCAGUUAAAACUGUUUCUAGCUUUAACUAGCUUUUUUAAGUUUAAGGAAUGUGAUUUCUAUGUGUUUUUUUGUAAACCUCGAAAAUCAAUUGUAUGAUAGAAAAUUUUUAUUUUUCAAGGCAUUUUUAUCAGUGACAGAAAAAUGUGUGACCUACUUAAUAUUUAAAGUACAAAUAUUUUUAUGUGUGCUGAGAAAUAAGCUAUAUUGUUUUUCCUUUGGGGACAUUAGAGAUGUCCUCUUUGGUAAAAAUUCAAUAUAAAUAAAAUAGGUCAAAUUUACAUAACACGUUAGUCUAGUAAUUAGAAUAAGCUAUAUAAAGACACAAAUAGUGUCUAUGGUAUGCCAUCAGUACAGAUACGAAAGAAAUAGAAAGAGGGAGAAAGAUAGGCUAGGCACUAUGAAUGAAGUUAUGAGAACGGUUGAACAAGGUGCUGAAAAGCUACUUCGUAUGAAGUGCUUUUACGUCAAUGAGAAUCUUGCAGCAAUGACCGAAAUCCUCUUAAAACACAAACUUUAAUAAAAUAGCUACUUUUGCUUGUACACAGCACAUAGCCUAUCUGUGACUACAGCUCUCUAGUAAAACAUGUUGCUACACACUAAAGGUGCUUCAUUAAACUCCACUGUUAAAAAUGUCUGUAGAAAUUACAGUAUUACUGGCAACUAUUUGCCAGUAAUUUACUGUAGAUUUUUAUUUAUGUUAUUUACUGGCAACAGUUUGUUAAAGAUGAACAUGAAAAAUGAACAUUAAACAUAAAAAAGACUUUAUCUUUACAGAAUAAAACUAAAAUUACAGCCUCAUGCGAAGCAUUCUAAAAUCUAAAGGAAAAAGCAGCAAAAGGUUCCCAGAAUGCUUUGCAUGAGGCUGUUAUUUUAUAGAUUAUUAUUUAAAGACAAAGACUUGUUAAUGUUUAAUAUUUAUUUAUCUUUGAACAAACUGUUACCAGUAAGUAACAUAAUUUUAAAUCUACAGUAAGUUACUGGCAAACAGCUGCAUACAUACAGUAAAAAUGUUUACAGUGUCUCCUUAAAAAUCUAAUAUACUCAUAUAUAUAUUUUAUUUUGCUAACACUUUACAAUAAGGUUGUAUAUUUGUUUAAAUUAGUUAAUACAUUAGCUAAAAUAAACUAACCAUGAUCAAUACUUCUACAUGAACUUAUUAAGUUAGUUAAUUUCAGCAUAUACACUUUAAAAAGUGAAGGUUGGAUCUACUUAAAAAUUUCUUCAAUUGGUUUAAUUAAAAUUAAUAAAUAUAAAAAAUGCAGCAUCUUGUCAAAUCAACAUAUUUUUUGUUUCUUUAACUAGGUUUUAAUAAAGUUAAACUAUUUUAACUUGUUUUUAUUGUUAUUCCAACUUAUCACAGGUCAAAACUUAAAGUAGUAGGUUGAAUUGGCGUAAGUUGUUAAACUAUUUUUAAAAUGUAAACUUUUUCAAAUUAACUUUUUCACCUAAAGUGAGAAAAUGUAGGUGAAAAUUAGAUUUUUUUUGUGGUACCAACUGAAGUAAUUUUUUAAGUUAAUCCAACUUUCACUUUUUUUCAGUGUACUGUAAAACACAUUUUUAAAACCAAAAUUUGUAACUGUUAACAUUAGUUAAUGCACAGUGACCUAACAUGAACUGUAUUGGCAAUAACUAACACUGACAAAUAUUAAUAAAUGCUGAUAAAUAUUCUUCAUUGUUAGUUUAUGUUAGCCAAUGCAUUUACUCAUGUUAACAAAUACAACCUUAUUGUAAAGUGUUUCCAUUAUUUUUUAUUAACCUUCAUUUUAGUAAAAAUGUGGCUUACAUCAUUACAUGGCCAAAGGUGAACUUGAUUCUAAAUCUGUGCUUAUGUUCUUGAUUGACUAGUGCAUAAGGCUAAAAUAAAUAACUCUUCUAAAACACUGACUCACUAUUGGGAGGUGUUUUGCAUGACGUUAGUUAAAACAUUUAUGACGUUAUUAAGGUUGUCAGUUGAGUAUUUUUGUCCGUCAUUGAUUUUUUUCUCAUGCACAUUUCGUUGGUACCAAAUUGUUGUAUAACUCUCCCACGGACGAACGCCACACCUACAAUCUGACAGACAAACCUGCAAUACUUCUCUCUCUCUCUCUUUGUUUGAGUCUGUAAGUCAACCAUAAUUGGGUUCUAGGUGGCAUUCAACCAGACGGCAGUGCACAAGUAUGCUGUUGAUCCUGCUCUUUGUUUUAGCUCUGAACUGAAGCAUAGCAAUUUUGUCUUGUCUAGCCACUUACACACGGAUAUAGAGCCAAACUUAGACCCUCGCUGGUGAAAUACAUGUGCUUGCACGGUCACAUUGUAGACGGUUUAACUUUAUCUCAUAACUGUAUCAUUCUGUAUACACAAACAAACCUCUUAAGAAUUACUUGCUGUACACACACUUGUGGAUUUGUAGUAUAGACUGCUUGUCGUCUAAUGUUACUAAACAACAAAGUGCAUCAGAAAUACAUUUGUGGCUCAUCAUAAGUAUUCUCAAAUCAAGAUUAAUACAUUUUUGGGAUGAAUUGAGAUAUUUUUGUGCUUUACAUUUUUGUGCCACACGUUGUUUGUGAUGGUUUUUACAUUUCCUGAGCAAGUCCUAUAACAUUUAAAUGUUUCUCAACUAAAACUUUAAACUUUACUCUUUCUUGUCCCCCCACCCUCUCUCUCUCUCUGGUGGGUGUGGGGUUUUGGGGUUAGUUUUGGGGGAUUGCUGUUGCUUUGGGAACAACCUGUGGAAGCCUCUGUUUGUUGCUAGGAGAUUUUAUGCUUUCAACAAGAAAAUCUGGCUCCCCCUUCAACUGAACCCCCACACAUGCACACUAACAGUUACACACACACACACACACACACACACACACAUAGACGCACACCAUGUUCACUUAAUUUUAAAGUUUGCCAACUAAUUAAUUGAGAAAAUAAGAUGUUAACAUCAAAACAAAUUUAACAAUUCUUAAAAAAAAUGUUUUGUUGUUCUUCAUAGCAAUAUACAUAUAUUAACCAUUCCUAUACUUUAUACACUUGCCACCUGUAGCUCUCAUAUGUUUUCUCUGAAUAGCACAUGAUUGAGCUGAACAUUUAAUAAAGUUUACAUUCAUUUCUUUUUAAAUCUUUCUUAAUUUAUCUCUCAUUUCAAUUUAUGCCGUUUUUAUAGUUUAAUUGAGAGACCAUUUUGUAGUGCAAAAGUUUGUGGGUUUGAAAUACACAUACUGAUUAAAAAUGUGCAUCUUGAAUGCACUUUAAGUCGCUUUGGAUAAAAGCAUUUGCAUAAUAAAAUAAAAUGAUGAUUGUUUGAUUAUGUUAAUUACGUUUAAAUGUCCUUCCUCUAAUAGUUAGGCCUAUAUAUACAAACAGAGCUAACAUUAUGGACUUUCACCCUAUACGACUUCCUGCAAUAGACUUUAUGGGUCCAGCAAUGAGACUAUAUUUGUGGUGAUAUGCGUGAGUGUUUAUAACUCCCAUCCCCCUUUCAAAACUCUUCCUCGCCAUCACCCCCAUUGCUCCCCUCCCCUCCACCCCCGAUUAGCCGGUCCUGACUGCACCAUUACCAUGAGAAUAGCGGGGAGCAGCGAGCGGGUUAAGCUCGGGACUGCUGAGAGGGGAGACGAGGCACUCAAUGCAACGCUAAUUUUCUGCCCGGUGGGAGAGCGAGAGAAUGGAGAACAAAGGCGAGCAUAAGAGGCGCUGAGAACCGCGCGCUUUUACUGCGCGCACCUGCGUGCUCAAAAGCACAGGACAAUGAGACUCCGAAACGGCCAAUUACGGCCCGGACAGCCACUCGCUUUCUCUCCUGGAAAAAGCGGGCAAAGUAGAAAAAAACCCGAGAGAAAAGGGAGGGAUAGUCCUCCGACCUCUGUGUUUUGAUCCCGCUAACUUUUAUCAGUUUUAAUCGAUGUCCGCUUUCUUCUCCAAGUUAGGUGACGGAGGUCAGAUGUCCCAUCAGCAAGACCCCAUCCCUUCCAAACCGGUGUCCCUUGCGACCGUUUCCUUUACUCGGCUUAAUUUGCUGCGUUUUAGCUAAUUAUAAUAUUAGUCAUAUCGACUUAAGUGCGUUAAUAUUGGGACCGUAAGCCGCUAUCGUAUUAACAAUGAAUUAAACGAGUCUGGUCGGGUUUAAACGAGCAGGCGUAUGAAAACAAUCUCUGUUCGGAUUGAUCAAACAUUGGGAAUAAAGCUCGUGUCAGUAAUUUCGCAAUAAAGCAGGGGUGCUUGGGCUGGGCUGCAGUCUUGUUGGCGUACACUUAUCACAUUAUCAUCUAAUGCGUGAAAGUCUGUAGGUUGUGGCGCCUUAGUAAAGUAACACCUGUCAUCUUAUCAUUAAACAAACUUGAGCCUUUCUGUGCAAUUUUUGUACAUUCAAUUUGCUUCGUUUAUCAACUGUAAAAUAUGUAUGUGUGCAAAAAAACUAAACAAAAACAGACACAAAAACAAAACACACAAAAUGCUGCCUUAAAAUGUAUCAUAUUGGGGUGUACAAGUCAUUUCAGCUUAUGCAGUUUUAAAUAUUGAAGAGUGAUGAGUUCCUGUAACUCAUUAAAAAAGUUUAAAUUCCUAAGAGUUAGGCUAUUUUAAUGAGUUAAAGUAGUGUAAAAACAUGACUUACUGAUUAUCAUUUAUUAUUUAUUUUUUAGAGUUUAUGUAGUUUUCCAAAAAUUUUCCAUAAGUAUUCUUCAAUGUUUUAUUUAAUGCAGUACCAACCAUCAUUUUUUUUUAUUAAAUUGUCAAAAUUUAAGUUAAUGCAUUUUUAUUUUCUCUAUUCGUGUGAGCAUUUCACUAUCUGCAAAUUUUGAAACAUCAGUAGCAAAAAUUUGAAUGUAGACUUUUUUUAAGUUUAGCUGCAAUAUUGAAAACUUUUAAAAAGUAGCUUAAUUUUAAAUUUGAAUGUUUUUUAAAGUUUAGUUGCAUUAAUAAAAAUAGAACAUAAAAAAAAAUAGCUUAAUUUUCAGAUUUUGGAAGGAGAACAAAUAAAGACGAGUGUACAAAAAUAAUAAAAUACUUUAUUACAUUUUUUGUUGUUUUUCUAUCAAGGUUGUUGAGUCACAUACAAGAUUAUUAACCCUUACUAUAAGGGCUUUAAAUGAAAAGAAACAUUUCACAACAAUACAUUCUUAGUCAAACACAGUCUUUUAACAAGCUCAUCAUUUUUUCAUGAACAAUAUUCCAAACGUUUUGACUCUCCCACUUUUUACACGACACCUCUAUUCACAAAGCUCUAUUUCUCACAGGAGUUGAGAAUUAAUUGUUCUUUUUUUUUAUAUAGAAAAUACAGUCAAAUCCCUCUAAACAGGAUCUCUAUUUCGAUUUCAUUUUUUUAAUGCGACCAAAAUCUGUCGAAGCCCAGGGCACAAUGUAUCUAUACUAAUGUUGGAAAGAAAACAAGAAUGUCUAAACCGUUGUGCAUUUAAAAUGUUUGCAUUACCUAAACAAUGCUGAGCAGCACAAUGUUACAAAGUCUUUAUGGUAUGAGAGCUUAAAAGUAAAAUCUGGAUGAUUUAUUUUGAGGUGUUUAGAAGCAGCGACCAAGGGAAUGUGUGCUCGGUUUCUUCCCUUUUUUCAUUGUUUACAGUCAUGCCUUUGAAGUCAGUAAUCGGUGAGAUAUUAACUAGCUGGCAUAAGGUUUUAACUAUGCAAAUAAGCAAUAGUCGACCAGUCGUUGGUUAGCUAAAACCAAUGACCAGUCAGUUAGAGAAAAAAAGUGUGCCAUGUUUUUACUCAACUAUGUGCGCGGUUCCACAAUAGUGCACCAGGCCACAGUUAAGACCAAUAUCUAAAUGUUAUAUA
Molecule: messenger RNA, 8323 nt
Organism: Paramisgurnus dabryanus
Lineage: Eukaryota; Metazoa; Chordata; Actinopteri; Cypriniformes; Cobitidae
Gene: mpdu1a
Product: mannose-P-dolichol utilization defect 1a
Biological process (GO): oligosaccharide biosynthetic process
Source: RefSeq, a predicted model, not a curated record